GGCGGGUUGGGGUCCGAGCCCAAGGUCCUGGGCACGGUGCACGGGAGGAUGGUGGGCUGCACCGGUGAGGUUUCGCCCUCGUGCCCAGUGGAGGCGGUCGCAGCACGGGAGACGCGAGGUGUGGCGGGGCCUACCCCGUGUUCCCCGGGACGGCCGCUCCGAGUCCCGCAGGGUCUGCCCUCGCCGAGGCCGACAGCGUCGGGUGAAUGUGGGCCCUCAGGGACUGGUUGGCCGGAUGGGCUAACGAAGGAAGACUGAACUAGGGGGAAACCCAAGGAAGCAGCGGAAGUGUCAUCAGCUCCAGCUUCAGGCGCGGGUCAGCAUAUAGAAUAUAAACCUCUUGAAAGCAUAUAGUAGAGCUAAAGAAGAAGACAAUCAACCAAGGGUCAUCUGUCUGAAAUUGUAAUUGGCUCACUAAUAAUCCCAGGACAAAGUUAGAGAUCACAACUCAAGCCUAAGCCUCCCUUUCCUAAGACUGCUACAGAGAUGUUUGAUAUAAAGGCUUGGGCUGAGUAUAUUGUGGAAUGGGCUGCAAAGGACCCAUAUGGCUUCCUUACAACAGUUAUUUUGGCCCUUACUCCAUUGUUUCUAGCAAGUGCUGUACUGUCCUGGAAAUUGGCCAAGAUGAUUGAGGCCAGGGAAAAGGAGCAAAAGAAAAAACACAAACGUCAAGAAAAUAUUGCAAAAGCUAAACGACUAAAAAAGGACUGAUGGAAUGAACAGGCUCUGCCACUAUAGGAAACUUACUUGGGAAAUUAUGCAGCUAUGCAAGGACCCUCUAAGAUUUCUUUUCUGGAUUUAUGACUACUAGUAAACAAAGUGGGAGCAUAUGGAAGAUGCAUGUUCUGACCUCUGCUAUAGCAGCUUUUAAGCUUCGAUAUAGAAGUCUGUUGACAGUUUCUGUAAAUUGGCAUUUAUUAUACUACACAUUCUUUAUGACUAACUUAGUCAUUUGCCAUUUUGCAGCUUAUGUCCUGAAACGUAAACAUCCUGUGGGGGAAAAAUGACUUUAGAUUAUGAACUCUUCACAUACUGGCUCAAAAUGGGGUCCUGUUCUGGAUGAAGGAAACAAAGAAUGUAAAAAUGAGACUUGUUCAGAGGUGAACAGUGUGCUUUGGCUCAAAAGAGAUCCAGUAUAUUAAUUACAUCUUUUAUCCUUAUUGCUUAUUUCUUAGAAUCAUUCUAGCUUUCUCAAAGCAAAAUAUUAUCAAUGAGUACUUCAGUUUUCUGCAUUUUUCUCAUUUUUGCCUUUGAGAUACUGGUAAUCAGAUAUCUUGCCUUUUUAAAAUCAAAUUUUAUAAAGAAUUAUCUUACUAUUUUGUCUAUAUAGAAUACCACCUACUGGAUAUAACAAUUUUUAUACUUACAAACACUGCCAUUUACUUAGAGAUGACUUGUUGAAUAGAGUAACACUGAUAUAAAGCUUGCAAUAAAAAUUCCAAACCUUA
Messenger RNA from Artibeus jamaicensis (Jamaican fruit-eating bat), 1448 nucleotides. RefSeq names its product small integral membrane protein 15 (gene SMIM15). The coding region runs from base 487 to 711 and encodes 74 amino acids. Lineage: Eukaryota; Metazoa; Chordata; Mammalia; Chiroptera; Phyllostomidae. The transcript is spliced from 3 exons. The record is from RefSeq and is a predicted model, not a curated record.